Messenger RNA from Monomorium pharaonis (pharaoh ant), 1797 nucleotides. Its product is annotated as probable serine/threonine-protein kinase clkA. The transcript is spliced from 2 exons. Bases 1 to 1473 code for a protein of 490 amino acids. NCBI's taxonomy places the organism in Eukaryota, Metazoa, Arthropoda, Insecta, Hymenoptera, Formicidae. The record is from RefSeq and is a predicted model, not a curated record.
AUGAAAACUGUCAAUACGGACUUUUUUUACUUUAAUAAAAUUGCUCUUUUUUUAAAUACAGGUCCGGAUAUCCUGGCCAACUUCGCUAAAAAUGUAGCGUCAGUAUUAUCACCAGCCAUCCUGGGCGAUAUACAUUCUCGCAACAAUCGAUCGUCCUUUCUAUCCACUUUGACAGUAUCCGACAAGCUCAAUAACUUGAAUUCACGCUCAGUCCUGAAUAACAUAGUCGAUAAAACGUCAAACGCAGCCACCUAUUACAAAUCACGCUCUUAUCCCUACAACGAGCUCUACGAGAACUCUUCUGAAGGACUCGAAAGCUCCGAAGAGAACGAGCGACUCGACGAGUCCCUACGAGAGAAUUCCUAUCUGCGCCAAGAACAGCCGAAUUUUUACAGAUCUUACGGUUUUUCAGAAAAUAACGGUAACAUUGAUGCGACUGCGAGACCCAACGAUAAUAUCGAGCCAGUAGCUAGUAGCCAGGUCGGCAGUAUCCAGGACUCGGCUACCAAUCUAUAUUCUACUUAUCAUGGCUUUCCGAAGGCAGCCUUUCCCCACGGACCAUUUUUAGAUAAACCCUACGGUGGCUUCCAUGGUUUCGGGCCGUACGGGCAUCAUCACGGACACCAUCACGGACACCAUUCGUAUGGUGGUGGUUCUUCGGAAGAGGCAAGUCCGGAGGAGAGCGCGCGAAUAGAGAAUAAUGGAACCAACCGACCUUACGGUCCACCCUACUUCGGCGAGCCUUAUCCCUCAUUUCCCUAUGGGGGGUAUGGUAAUGACUUCUAUGGACCUUAUCAUAGAAACAGGACUGAUUCUCCGGAAAAUGGACACAACAGACAUUAUGGUUAUGGACCUUACGGACCUUACAACGACGGACACGAUUUCUAUGGACCGCCCGGUUAUGGUUACGGCUAUGGUAAUCGCAAUGGCAAUGGUAAUGGCAAUGGUAAUAAUGGCAAUGAUAAUAAUAACAAUAACCAAAGACAAACCGAAGAACCGGGUAAUGGUAAUGGUAAUGGCAAUGGCGAUCAGAAUAAUGCAACAAAAAACGGGUACUCGCCUCCUUAUGGGCCCCCUUGGGUCAAGCCACUACUGGGGACUUUGCACCCCCACGGUUUCCCUUACCCUUUGCCUCUUCACCCCUACGACCAUGGGGUAUUCAAGGGCGGCCCUGUGGUCGGGGUUGGCCCCGUUGGCUAUCCCAUAUUUGCCGAUCCGUUUCUAGUUGGCUUCCCACUUCAUCCUUACGGACCCUUCUUUCCCGGUAAGAAAUAUCUACCGAAGAACAAACCCGCCGAUUCAGGUGAAUCAACGGAGGCACCAGCCGAACUGACGGAGAAUGAAACUCCCGAACGAAUCACUGCGACCGAGGAGGUGGUAGCACCGGCUUCGAGCUCGAAUCGAUUUAAGACAACGGGACGAAAAGACUUAAAACGGAUCAACCUGGUUAAUCUCCAGACCCGAAGAGUCUAAUUCAUGAAAUAUUAACAAUUUAGUUGAGGAAAGUAAAUUUAAAUUAUGACGAAUUGAACACGAAGACAAUAUUGGACAUUUUUCAAAGAAUUUUUAUCUUUUCAGGAAGUACUCUAUUUAAAUUUAAUAAAUUGUAAAAAAAUAAACAUUGUACAUAAUUUUAAGUGCAAACAAAAACUUCAAAGCUCAGCUUAGAAUUUGCAAGGAAAAUAUAAAGUAGAUAAAUAGUAUUUAUAAUGUUAACAAUGUAUUUAUAAAUUUUAAGAACAGUUUAAAACAGAAAUUUUGCCGAUCUUUUAAGUUUUAAGAAAUAUAUAUUUAUAU